AUAUCGACGCCAUGAUUCAAUAGUGCUCUUCAGUAGCUUUAGCAAAAAGAAAAUAGGAAUAUUGAUAUAUUCAAGCUUGGUAAAUAAUUAAAGCUGGUUAAUGCAUUUAUACUAUUUAAUGGAAGUAGUAUAUAUAUAUAUAUAUAACUUAUAACACAGCAAAACUGGAGAAAACAUUAAACAUGAAUAUAUGGAUAUGUUAUAAGAGAAACAGAUUUUAUGUUAUCAGUAUAUUGCUAACAUUUGUGUUCAUUCUAACUUUCUUAAAACGUGAGAAAGACAUAACUUUUGUCGACAUUACAAAGCCUGAGACUAAUAUUUCUGCUAAGAAAACUGUUCAAGUGUCAAGACUUAGAAAUUUAGGGAAAAAGAUUCAUUGCAAAAUACCAAAACUGGAAUUAUGGCCAAAGGAUAUCAAGAAAAAUGGCUUCAAAUUCGAACCUGUCGUUUGUGAUUCACCCGAAUCGGAAUGGUUUAUUAUUCGUGAUAGAAAAAUCAUAUUUACAACAACUGCAAAGACGCAUAUAUUAAAUAAUAAUGUAUCUUGUGAAUUACGAAUUAUCGAUACUAAAGAGUAUUUAGAAGGAAAUUCUAAAUUUAAAGGCCGAGUUUAUGAUAUCAAAACCUAUAAGAAUAUAGAAAAUGGAAUGCAAAUUCCUUCUGAUAUCUUCUCAAUUCAUUGUUCUCAAGGUUCCAACUAUGUAUUCGAAAAUUUAUAUUUAACAAUUAAACCUAACAGGAACAUUAUUUCAAAUCCGCCAAAAAGUGAUUUAUCAUCCGAGGAACCUAAAUGGAACAUUUUAAUAUGGUGUUUUGAUUCCUUGUCAAGGCUUUCGUGGCAGAGAUUUCUACCUAAAACAGUUGAAGCUUUUAAGGAAAUUGGAGGAGUCUGGUUUGAAAGAUCUAACACUAUAGGCUAUGGAACAGUGGGCUCGUUUUUACCUCUUUUAACGGGAAAACACGAGAGAGAGCUUCACCAGGCUGUUCGUGGAAAGAAAGGUGCUAGAAGCAUUGAUGACUAUCCAUGGAUUUGGAAGGAUUUAAAGGGUCAAAAUUAUUCUACACUCUUUGCGGAUACUGGUUCUUUCAAUUGGAAACAUGUUGGAUUUAAUGCAACUCCUACUGAUCAUUACGCAAGACCAUUUUUCUUGGCUAUAAAACACCAUAAAAAAAAACAUAAGAAGUAUUGUCUGAAGUCAAAGCUUAGAUUAGAAAUACUGCAAAAUUAUAUUGAAGAAUAUUGGGAUACAUACAAUAAGAAUCCAAAAAUGGCUCUCGUUAAUUACGAGGAAAUGUCACACGACAAUUUUGGCGAUAUCAGCGGAGCUGACAAAGCACAGGCCGAAUGGUUGCAUAGAAUGACAAAAUCCAAAAGAUUAGAAAAUACAAUAUUCAUUUUAAUGUCUGAUCAUGGAGCAAGAUUCGGACGGAUUAGAAAAAUGAAACAGUCCCAAUGGGAAAUACUUAAUCCCUACUAUGGUAUAAGACUACCAGAUAAUUUUAAGAAACUACAUCCAAUAGAAUCGAAUAAUUUAGAAAGGAAUAAAGAUGUGCUAGUAACAACUUUAGAUAUUUAUGCUACGUUUAGCCAUAUUAUCAGAUUUGUUACAAAUGAUAAAGUUAAACUAAGAAUUCAUAAACGGUCUGCAAGCCUACUAUCAUCUCUUCCGAAAAAUCGAACGUGUGCAGCUGCAAAUAUUCAUAAGAAAUUCUGUAUGUGCGAUAGAUUUAAAGCAAUAAGUGUAACUGAUACGAUUGUUGAACAUCUAACUGAAGUUAUAAUAGCAAAUAUUACAAAUUCUUUGAAACCAAUUAGACAACACUGUAAACCAGUAAAGAUCAAAAGAAUUCUUGAAGCUUAUAAAGUUCAAAACAACAACGGAAGGAAAACAGGUAAUAAAACAGUCAAGGAAGUUUAUAAAGUAAAUUUUAUGGUAGGCGCCUUCUACGGACAAUAUGAAUCAAUUGUUUCUGCUACAUUUGAUAUCAGUCGUACUGCAAUACUGAAUAUAGAAAUACAGGAAGUAAAUAGAUUAGAUAGAUAUGGAAGUCAAGCCGUUUGUGUUGAAAGAGACUAUCCUGAAUUGGCCCUAUUUUGUUAUUGCAUUCAUCAGUAG
This is a messenger RNA of Dimorphilus gyrociliatus, 2117 nucleotides long. The record is from the annotation of a GenBank genome assembly. NCBI's taxonomy places the organism in Eukaryota, Metazoa, Annelida, Polychaeta, Dinophilidae.